This is a messenger RNA of Cajanus cajan (pigeon pea), 655 nucleotides long. The record is from RefSeq and is a predicted model, not a curated record. NCBI's taxonomy places the organism in Eukaryota, Viridiplantae, Streptophyta, Magnoliopsida, Fabales, Fabaceae.
UUCACUCCUCUCUCUCAUUCCACCAAAGCGCAAAACAAUCUCCUCUUUGAAUCAAUCUUUGAGAUGGCGCGUACCAAGCAAACAGCCCGCAAGUCCACCGGCGGCAAGGCUCCCCGGAAGCAGCUGGCCACGAAGGCCGCCAGGAAAUCUGCUCCGGCCACCGGCGGAGUGAAGAAGCCCCACAGGUUCAGGCCGGGAACGGUGGCUCUCAGGGAGAUCAGGAAGUACCAGAAGAGCACCGAGCUUCUCAUCCGAAAGCUUCCGUUUCAGCGUCUCGUUCGCGAAAUCGCACAGGAUUUCAAAACGGAUCUGAGGUUCCAGAGCAGCGCCGUUUCUGCGCUUCAAGAAGCCGCUGAGGCUUACCUCGUUGGACUCUUCGAAGACACUAACCUCUGCGCUAUUCACGCUAAGAGAGUCACCAUUAUGCCUAAGGACAUUCAACUCGCCAGAAGAAUCAGAGGGGAACGAGCCUAGUUUCAUACUUCACUACCUCUUCUUUUCUCUUUAUUUAUUUUUAUUCUCAGCAUUCAGCAACCGCUCUNUGGGUUUCUCUUUUUUAAUUUCUGUAUUAUCCAUUCAAAAGGAAUUCACUCGCACUUGUCUUUUAAAUCUUGAUUCCUAAUCCAAUUGAUGCAAGUACUUAUUUGUGGUUAGA